Molecule: messenger RNA, 3249 nt
Organism: Hemibagrus wyckioides
Lineage: Eukaryota; Metazoa; Chordata; Actinopteri; Siluriformes; Bagridae
Gene: g3bp1
Product: GTPase activating protein (SH3 domain) binding protein 1
Exons: 12
Coding region: 178-1611 (477 amino acids)
Cellular component (GO): ribonucleoprotein complex; cytosol
Molecular function (GO): mRNA binding
Source: RefSeq, a predicted model, not a curated record
AUUAAUUGCGUCCCACUACAGCGCGUGCAUGCAGUUACUGCCAAUUUGAAACCGGCUAAGCACGCGCUGCCAUUCUUACUCCACCCGGCGCGGAGGUGAUUUCAUUCAACUCACUCCAGAUUUCUUCUAAAAAAAAUUAUAACAUCUUACUACUGUUCAAACCAGCUGACCAAAGAAAUGGUGAUGGAGAAGCCAAGUGCCCAGCUUGUCGGGCGAGAGUUUGUCCGACAGUAUUACACCCUUCUGAACCAGGCUCCUGACUACCUGCACAGGUUUUAUGGCAAGAAUUCUUCCUAUGUGCAUGGUGGUUUGGACAACAAUGGCAAACCUGUAGAAGCUGUCUACGGCCAGUCGGAAAUCCACAAAAAGGUGAUGGCUCUGAGCUUCAAUGACUGCCACACCAAAAUUAGGCAUGUUGAUGCGCAUGCCACUCUGAAUGAGGGGGUCGUAGUGCAGGUGAUGGGAGAGCUGUCCAACAACAUGCAGCCCAUGAGGAAGUUCAUGCAGACCUUUGUGUUGGCCCCAGAGGGCACUGUUGCAAACAAGUUCUACGUACACAAUGACAUCUUCCGCUAUCAGGAUGAAGUCUUUGGGGACUCGGACUCUGAACCUCCUGAGGAGUCUGAGGAGGAAGUGGAGGAGCUGGAGGAGAGGGUGAACUCGCCUGAGGUGCAGCAGGAAGAAACGGCUGCGUUUUAUGAACAGAGUCCUUGUGUGGAACCAGAGGCUCCUCAGGAGGAGGCCUCUGUAACCCCAGAGCCCCAGCCUGAACCUGAGCCUGAGCUGGAGCCCGAGGCAGCUGCUGUGGAGCUGAAACAGGACUCAGCAAGCCAGGCUGAGCCCCUUGCUGUGGAGAAAAGUCCAAGAGCUCCUCCUUCACCUACCCCUGCUGAGUCUGCAGCCACCAUACCAGAUGAAAACCGGCCUUUCUCAUGGGCUUUAGUCACCAGUAAGAAUCUCCCCCAGGGAGGCGUGGUGCCAGCUUCAGGAAUCCCCCCUCAUGUAGUCAAAGCUCCAGCAAAUCAGCAGCCCAGAGUCGAAGUAAAACCAGAACCCCAGACCACUGUACAGAGACCUCAGAGAGACCAGAGACCACGUGAACAAAGACCAGGACCCCUCCCAGCACAGAGAGCUCCAAGGCCAGGAGCACGGGAAGGAGAAAGUGGAGAGCCUGAGGUGAGGCGGGUGGUCCGGUAUCCUGACAGCCAGCAGCUCUUUGUAGGAAACGUGCCGCAUGAUGUGGACAGGGCUGAGCUGAAAGAGUUCUUUGAACAGUAUGGAACAGUCCUGGAGUUGAGGAUCAACAGUGGUGGCAAGCUGCCCAACUUUGGAUUUGUGGUUUUUGAUGACUCUGAGCCUGUACAGAAGAUCCUGAGCAAUCGGCCCAUUAAGCUCCGAGGAGAUGUUCGUCUGAAUGUGGAGGAAAAGAAAACGCGUUCAGCACGUGAAGGAGAACGGCACAUCCGUCCCAGAGGCCCGGGAGGACCGCGGGACAGGAUAGGAGGGCCGAGAGGCCCGCCUCCUCGAGGUGGCAUGGCUCAGAAACCAAGUUUUGGUGCCGGGCGUGGUGCAGGCUCCAGCGAGGGGCGUUAUACAGGACCACGCCAGUGAAGCAGCUCUCAUCUCAAGUCACUGCUGAUGCAAGUCACCCUGAGUAACAGCUUUCCUCAUCCUGUUUGCCAUGCUGCUCCUGAGCUGCAGAGUGGCAUAUCCCCUUUAUCUGGACUCCUCUUGUAUUUGAGUUUGAACUCGAAUUUGUUGUAGACAAACAAACUACUUGAAUUGUGGAAAAGGAAAAACCCAGCGUUUUGUUUUAACGUUCUCUCCCUGUUUCUUAAAGGAACGUGUUUUUACUGCUCGGGCAAUCCUGUGUAUUGCUAGCACCCGCUUGUCAGGUCAAAGUGCAAAUAUGGUUUUAUUUGGAAUUGUCGCCAAGUCAAAUCAUGGUUGUGUCUGAGUGACUAGCAUGUAAAGAAUCCUGUUUGCCUUCUACUGUUGCACUUCAUCAAGAAUUACAUAUUUUAACAACUCUGCUGAUGAGAGAACAGAAUAAACUUGAUGUACUCUUUUGAGCCCUGUGUGUUCUGCAAUGCACUGCUCAGAAUUUUUCACACUGUAAUCUUAAAGUGCAGCUUGGUUGUUGGAAACUGCUCCAUUUCAGAGGAAAAGUUAAUUUGCCCCUUCCUGCAGCUCCCCAAGGCAAAACACCAAACUGGCAGAGCUGGCUUGUUCAUGAGUGUCCUGGUUCACAUGUCGAAUCAGUUUGCUCCUCCAACUGAAUUUGCAAUUUUCUGCUCCCACUCUGUGGCAUAACAGGGCAAGUUGGGGUUUGUGUUAUUCAGAAAUGCGAAACACAUGCUGCACAAAAUUUUGAAUUUUCAUCGAAGGUUUUUAGUGGUUCUUUAAUUGUGGUGUGAAAAUGGCUAAUUUGAACCACUGCCAACACAAUACUUAAUUUAUUGAAAUUUUACUUUUCUGACCCCUUCAUGCUGCUUAUUAGAGUCUUUGGAACCCAACUUUGCUGCUGCAGGUUUUUUAAUGACUGGUUAAGAAUAAUCUCAUAUUAAAUGGUUAACAAUUUGGCAGGAACCUUAACUUGAUUUCAAAAUUAUUUCUAUAAAUAAAUGUUUUCUGGUCCUUUACUAAAUAGGGCAGUAGACCCUGAAAAUAUAUAAAUUCUAGCACGUCUUCUCCAAAAUGCUUUGAAAUGCUUUCUUUUUUUUUUUUUUCUUUUUUUUUUACAUGGCACAAUAUUAUAACCAGCAGUACUGGAAUCUUUGCUCCCUUUCAUUCCGGCAACAAAAAAAAAUGUAGCCAUAUGUAGCACCUGAGUAAUUGGAUUAAGUGUAGAUGGCUGCUGUGUAGAACCCUGCAACAGUGUGAGGUGAAUGUGUGUCAGUAGGUGGUAUGAAAUUAGUAUUUAGAAAGACCACUGCUUUCCUCCAUCACAUGCACAUGCUGGAGUCCUCACCCCAUGACCCACAUGAGCUCAAGAUGUCCUCCUCAGCUGGCACUGACCCACAGAACAGAUGGAUGGCCCUAAUAAAAGCCUGUAACAUGAGAUACAUUAUGCAACUGUGCAUUCCCUUUUGCUUAGAGACUAGAUAUUAAAAGGCUUCAGUAUAUUUUCAAGUAAAGAUUUAGAGUAAAUUUAUAACCUUUAAGACCUCUGACACGCAACCUAAAAAUACAGAUUGUUUCCAUCUCCAAGGGUACAAGAAGUGACUUUAAUAAAGACGUUUAAUAAUC